Phalaenopsis equestris is the source of this 1534-nucleotide messenger RNA. RefSeq lists its product as uncharacterized. The record is from RefSeq and is a predicted model, not a curated record. The transcript is spliced from 4 exons. Lineage: Eukaryota; Viridiplantae; Streptophyta; Magnoliopsida; Asparagales; Orchidaceae. Bases 227 to 1258 code for a protein of 343 amino acids.
UUUUCUAAAUGAAACCAAAAUCAAAGGACAACAAAGAAAAGGUUGCAGCAGACUACUGUCGAGUGAAACAAGAGUUUGAAGAGCCGAUGAGAUUUGAGGAGCCUUGGACUUUCGAUAUUUUAAAACCUCCAAUUUCCGAUCACCUCACUUCGUCUUCUCCCCAUAUGAAUGAGGCCAAUUUUUUCCUCUCGCAAGCUUUCUCCUGAGAAGUUAUUUGCUUCGGAAUAUGAAAUCUAAAACAAAUGGAACCAUGCGAAGGGCUCAGCUGAUGGAUCGCGUCAAAGGAGACAGACCCAAUUGGAUCCUUAUUGCUGGAGGCGCCUUGCUGAGUACUUUGUCAAUCAGGAUUGCAUGCAAGCUGAAGGAGGUCUUGGAAACAAAAGGUUUAAAAAAAGAUAUUAGAGGGAAUAAGAAUGCUGCCUUGCCACCACGAGGAGUAUGCCAGUUGCAUUCAAAUUUGUAUCAGUUUACUCCAGAUAAGGAUGGUUGUUACCAUUUUGUCUCAGGCCAUGCAAAUAGUGGAAUGCAAAUCAAGCAAGGGUCUGAUAAUCCAAUCACAGAAGAAUCAGAACUUUCUCUUCCACUUGUGAGGAUCUCAGCUGCCGAAUUAAACAAAGAUUCUAAUGGCAACACGAUGUGGGCAUCCUCCCCUGAAGUGCUUGAACUUCCCUACAAGCCCUUUAACCAUUCUACUGGUUCAGACUCCCCGUCGAUUUCUGAAUCUGGGUCUGACAUCCAUACCAAAAGAGAGGUAAUAAACAAAUUACGGCAGCAGCUCAAAAGACGUGAUGAAAUGGUGAUGGAGAUGCAAAAUCAGAUUGCGGACCUCCAGAAUUCCCUUUGUACUCAGAUGUCUCUAGUGGCACAGACACAGUCUCAGCUUGAUUCAGCAAACCAAGAAUUGUUCGAUUCUGAGAGAGAAAUCCAAAGGCUAAGAAAGGUCAUUGCUAAUCAUUGCUUUUUGAAACCCAGUUAUUCUCCAGGAAAGCUGUCAUCUGUAGCUAACUGGCGGCCGGAGACUGUAAAUGGUUUUCCUGACAGCAUGAAUGAUCUUGAUAUGCACUGCGUUGGGGUGCAGAAGGAGAAAGGAGAUGAGGAGAGGAUGUGUUUGCUGAAGAAAGAACUGGAUGACUUGCGGGUGGUGAUUGAAGGAAAGGAUUUCUUACUUCAGAGUUACAAGGAGCAGAAGGUUGAGCUAUGCUCAACAAUUAAAGUACUGGAGCAGAGGUUAGAAUCCAAUCAACAGAAUUUCAUUUAGUUUGGUAGGAGUCUCAAAUGUUUCAUGCCUGGGGAGUUAUUUUUUUGUUGCUAUUUUUAUUAAUAUAAAUUUUUUUCCUUGUCUGUAUGCUUUUUAAGUGGGUUGGCAAUUUCUUCAAUAUAAUUAGUGCUUGCAGGUGUUGUGAAUAACCAACAUUUUCAAUUUAGUUUAAUGAAAGAAUGAGCUUUGGAACUAAGCAUCAAUAGCUAGGAAUUCUAAAUAAUUCAUGGAGUUUGAAUUGGUAUUUGUAGUGGUUAUGAAUCUCAGCUUAAUAUA